This is a messenger RNA of Gaeumannomyces tritici R3-111a-1, 1881 nucleotides long. RefSeq lists its product as hypothetical. The coding region runs from base 24 to 1619 and encodes 531 amino acids. The transcript has a single exon. The record is from RefSeq and is a predicted model, not a curated record. NCBI's taxonomy places the organism in Eukaryota, Fungi, Ascomycota, Sordariomycetes, Magnaporthales, Magnaporthaceae.
CCCGGGGGUAGAGGCUGCCGACAAUGGGUGGCAAUAUUUUUGCCGCCCGAGGCCUGCAGACGCCUCGCAUGCCGCCCGCCGUCUAUCAUCACAUGGUGCAGAGCUCCCAGGCGGCACUUCGCAAGCUCUUUCGCGUCGUCUGCACGCCCGUCGACGGCCCCGCCAAGGCCGACUUUGGUGACGUCGACAUCCUAGUCGCCGACCCGUUGGAGCAAGCUCUCAGCGCCGAUGAGGUCGCCCCUGAUAAUGCCGAGAUUCGGCCUGCUGGUGAAGAGGGCGUCCCUGCCGUGUGGGGGCAGAUAAUAGACGCACUCGGCGCAAAGCACAAGAUCCUCAAUCUGCACGACAGCUCAGCCCACCUUGCGCUCCCCUGGCCCAGACUCAUCGACGGUAGCGAAGGCGGUAAUGCCAGCGGCAGUGAUGAAGCACAGAAAGAAAACGAAACGUUCGUCCAGCUCGACGUCCAAAUCUGCGUGUCGGAAGCGGGGCUGCGUUGGAUGGCCUUUCGCCACGCCCACGGCGACAUCUGGAGCAUACUCGGCAGCAUGAUCCGACCGCUGGGCCUCACGGCCGACGAGACGGCCCUGUGGUUGCGCAUCCCUGAGAUCGAGGCGAUCGACAGGAAGAGGGCGCGGGUCCUGCUCACAGACGACCCGCACGUCGCCCUCGACGUCCUGGGCCUGCCCGACGACGAAGGGCAGUGGGACCGCCCGUUCGCUUCGUACGAGGGCCUCUUCGACUACGUCACCAGCUGCCGCUUCUUUUACGUCUCGCCAGAUCCACCCGGCGGCGGCGGCGGCGACAACGACGCGCAGGAUAGCCCGCAGCGACAGAAGCUCCUGCGGGAACUCGACGCACACGGCCGCCCCAGCUCGACGGCCCACGGCGACACGCGGCAGACGCUCAAGUCCAACGACCGGCGCCGCAUGAAGGUGCGCCCGCUGUUCCGCGCCUGGAUCGAUGACUUCAUCCCUCGCUGCCGCGCCGCCGGGCUCUACCCUCCACCACCGCCACCGCCACCGCCACCGCCGCCGCCGUCGGGCGACAACGGCGGCUCGACAGCCAGCACGGCCGCAACCAAGGAGGACCUACGCGACGCCGUGCGCGCCGAGCUGCUCGCGCGCUUCCCCGCCGCGGCCCUCGAGUACGACGAGCGGCUAGCGGCGUGGCGCAGGGAGCGCCAGCGCCUGGCCCUCGUCGAGGCCGUCAAGGCCGCCGUGCCCGCCGACGAGUGCGAGCGCCUGCCGGGCUACAACAACGGCAGCGGCCGCAGCCGCAGCGCCCUCGUCGCCGCGCUGCGCCGCGUCGUCCUGGACGAAGAGGGCGGCGACGACGACGACGACAUCCUCGGCGGCUUCGUCCCGCGCCGCGACCGCGACGGCCUCUGGCUCGUCGAGGACGCGGCCGUCUUCGCGGCCGGGCGGUGGCGGGACGCCGCACCCAUCGCCUGGGAGGCCAACCAGAGGCGCAUCGCCGAGGCCAUGCGGCUCAAGGACCUGAAGCGCAAGGCCCAGGACGGGGGGUCGGCGGCGUCGGCGGCGGCGGCGUCGGCGUCCUCUUCCGACGACGCCCCGCGGUGCGAGGAGCAGCCCGUGGCUAAGAAACAGGCGCUGCCUUGAGGCACAACCCACCCCCCGGCGUCCACAACUGGGGCGGCACCGCCUCGCCCACUUUGCCAGCGACCGCACGGAGAAGAGUUUCGUUGGCUGAAACGGGCCAGGAAAGUGAUAUUUUGAGCAAGAGCUUGAGGGGUGGGAUUACAGACGCGCUUGGAUGAGAAAUGGUGACGAUAACGGCGACAGGAGGCCUUGGGUGCCUGGUUGGCACCUUCACUUUCUUCCAUAUCCAAAAAUGACGACACAUGAUUUUAGACAUUAAAAG